AUUGUUUUUUUAGUCACAUAAAAUAUGAAAAAUUAUACCCAAAAUAGAAGUUUUUAAAAUAUGUAUAAUUUAUAAUGAAUGUGCUAUCGAAUACUGGCAUUAUUUACUGACUAUUGGUAAAAUUCGACCGGAAUUCGCCACAUCACGACCCGUAUUUAGUUCGGACAAAGUAGAAGGAUUAUUCUCUUGUCAAUUUCUCUCCAAGUUUUCGUUUAAGGCUGAAACUGAAUCCAAUUUACCAUUGCAUGCACCUUAAUUUAAUCGUAUGACAGCUCCCCAUCGUAUUUAAAGAUCUCAAGAUGUCGCUUUCAAAGAGAGAGUAUGAGGACUACAAAUCUGCCGUUGAUAAAAUGGUAAACAGAUAUGUCACACGAGAUCGUUCAUCCGUAGUUUCGGCCAUUACCCAUGCUGUAGAUUCAGGAAAUGACAAGAGGAGGCUGGAAGAUAAACUAAUGGAUUAUGUGGAAAGAAGCUUAGCUCAUAAAUUAGCAGAAAAGGCAUUCAUGCUCCUUGAUGAUUUAGGCUUCAAAGGAAAGAGUUCCUCCAGGAAGCGUACUCACAAGGAUGACAGCGAUCGUGAUAAAGAAAGCAAGCGGGCCAGGGUGAAGGAGGACAAAGAGCUUUCACCCAAACCCAAACCACCUGUGCAACCGGCGCCUCAGCCUACCCCAAACAAUACCGUCAGCCCUGGACAGAUUCAAGCUCAGCAGAUUAAAGACAUUAUGGCUAAAGCACAGGCUGUGAUUGAAGAAAGAAAAAAAGCAAUGGCCAGUCUCCAGCCAGUUCCACAGAAGCCUGCAACCAAUGGCACUGAUUUUUCAGCAGUCCCCCUUGCAGCUCAGCCACCACCCUCUGCGUUAACUGGUAUGGGAACUGGAUCCAGUCCUGAAGUAAGUACGAGAAUUGCUGAGCUCCAAGCUCGUAUUCAGGCGCAGCUUGGAAGUGUACCGAUCGUUGGUCUUCCCCCUUUGCCUAUCAUGAAUGCUGCUACUCCUGUUAUGCCGCAAGUGGCAAAACCAGCAGGGGAUCAGGGCAAGCCAACCCCUCUUAUUUUGGAUGCAGAGGGCAGGACUGUAGAUAAGAGCGGCAAAGAGGUACACUUGACUCAGCGGAUUCCGACGCUGAAGGCUAACAUCAGGGCAAAGAAGCGUGAAGAAUUCAAGCAGCAGUUGCAGGAGAGACCUCUGGAAGAUACAGUAGAAAGUACUUUUUUCGACCCCCGGGUUACUAGUCGGGCUUCACUGAGGUCAAAGCGGCCUUUCAGAUUUCAUGACCCCGGUAAAUUUAUCCAGUUAGCUCAAAGGGAAAGAGCCAAAUCCAGAUUAGAAAAACUGCAGGGAGAGAUCUCUCAAAUUGCCAAGAAAACAGGCAUAUCAUCAGCUGCCAAACUAGCACAACUUGAGCAGAGGGAACUGAAGAGUACAGUUGAUGAUGCACCUGAAGUGGAAUGGUGGGACUCUGUUAUCCUUGAUGGAAAUAAGUAUCCUGAGGAAGGUAGCCCAGUUCCAGUGAAGGAAGACUUCAUAACAAGUUUCAUAGAACAUCCGCUUGAAAUGAGAUGUCCUUCAGACCCAUCAAAGCCGGUUACGCUUCAGGUGUAUCUUACAAAAAAGGAACGUAAAAAAUUACGCCGCAUGAAUAGGAGAGAGGCCUGGAAGGAGAAGCAGGAGAAGAUACGUUUAGGUCUGGAACCACCUCCUGAGCCUAAGGUACGCAUGGCCAAUCUUAUGCGUGUGUUAGGGAAUGAAGCUGUCCUUGACCCCACCAAAAUGGAGAAACACGUGAGAGAGCAAAUGGCAAAGAGACUGAAAGCUCAUCAAGAUGCCAAUGCUGCUCGUAAACUCACACCAGACCAGCGAAGAGAGAAGAAGGUUAGGAAAAUAAGGGAAGAUACAUCUACAGGUGUUCAAGUUUCAGUCUACAAAGUUACUGAUUUCUCGAAUGGCUCACACAAAUUUAAGGUAGAAACUAAUGCAAAGCAACUAUACAUGACUGGCACAGUCGUCCUCUUCAAAGAUAUCAAUGUUGUUGUUGUUGAAGGAGGACCCAAACAGCAGAAAAAAUAUAAGAGGUUAAUGAUGGAACGUAUUAAAUGGGCUGAAGAGAGCCGUUCGAAAGAUGCAGAUUUAGAAUCCAAAUGUCAGUUGAUAUGGGAAGGCAAAACUUCGGAGAGAAGUUUUGGCGAGAUGCAGUUCAAGGCUUGUCCAACUGAAAAUUUUGCCCGGGACCACUUCAAAAAGCACGGCGUCGAGCACUACUGGGAUGUAGCAUACGGGAAGAAAAUUCUAGAAGAGACGGACGAAGGAAUUUGAAGUUGUAAUAAAACGUAGUUUAUAUAUAACAAAUUGCGAAAAGAUUCUUGGCUUGCAAGCUCUCCUUGCUAACACAGUACAGGUAUACUAUGGAAAUGCUUUGUGGUUGGAGGAGAUUGAACAGUUUUCUAUAUUUGGAUCAAUUUCCUUACUUUUUUAUAUCCAUAUGAGAUUAAUUGUGAUACAUAUAUAUCCAAUGGCAACACCUGUGCAUGCUUUUGAGUAUAGAAACAAUUGGUUCAAGUAGUUCUCUGCCUUGUAGAUACUUUCCACUAUCAACAUAAAGGAAAAAUUAUUUCAGCAUUUGAAAUUUAGCCGUUCAAAUGGUCGAGUGAAUUCAUUUUAUACCAGAAUUUUGCAUUAUUUGCCAAAAUUGUUUGUAAAUAGAUAUUGUUUGAUAGAUUUGCUAAUACAGUAUGUUUCUAUUUAGUAUACAAAUGGAAAUGAUAUAGUUAACAGAUAUAUACUGUACAUAUUUUUUAUUUUUUAGAUGUAUUUACCGUAAGUCUUAUGUAAAAAAAAAAAAAAAAAAAAAAAAAAAAAGAAUUCUUCCCUGUUCAUCUUCAUUUUAUUUUAUUUUGUACUUUAAACAUGAAAGUGUUAGUGGUACAAAGCUUCACAUUACUGUCAUAGAAAAUGUUGCAAUAUGAUUCAUCGGAAACAAAGACACAUCAGAUGUAAUGAGGGAAUGUAAACUCUCCUUUUUUGUUUUUGUGAAUAUACAGUGGCAAGAAAUU
Messenger RNA from Macrobrachium nipponense, 3049 nucleotides. RefSeq names its product U4/U6 small nuclear ribonucleoprotein Prp3-like (gene Prp3). The coding region runs from base 300 to 2312 and encodes 670 amino acids. Gene Ontology annotation, biological process: mRNA splicing, via spliceosome. The record is from RefSeq and is a predicted model, not a curated record. NCBI's taxonomy places the organism in Eukaryota, Metazoa, Arthropoda, Malacostraca, Decapoda, Palaemonidae. Gene Ontology annotation, cellular component: U4/U6 x U5 tri-snRNP complex. The transcript is spliced from 12 exons.